AUGCCUCCUGUUCCCCCCCAGCGCGGAGGUGCCCAGGCCCCCUCUGUCACCCAGAAGCUUGCAAUGGGUGCUAUGAUGGGUGGAUCCGUCGGCGUUAUCAUCGGCUUCAUCUUCGGAACGACAACCAUUUUCAGAUACGGCGCCGGCCCGAACGGAAUCAUGCGAACGCUCGGACAAUACAUGGCUGCCUCGGGAGCCACCUUUGGCUUCUUCAUGGCUAUCGGUAGCGUGAUCCGAACCGACGCACACCCGGUUGCACAAGAAAUCUACAUGCGGUCGCAGAUGCGGCCUAUGAUUAUCGCUCGCCAGGCCUUCCGGCGGCCAGACCAGGCCUCGUCUCAAUAA
This is a messenger RNA of Scedosporium apiospermum, 345 nucleotides long. RefSeq lists its product as uncharacterized. Bases 1 to 345 code for a protein of 114 amino acids. The record is from RefSeq and is a predicted model, not a curated record. Lineage: Eukaryota; Fungi; Ascomycota; Sordariomycetes; Microascales; Microascaceae. The transcript is spliced from 5 exons. Gene Ontology annotation, biological process: protein insertion into mitochondrial inner membrane; protein import into mitochondrial matrix. Gene Ontology annotation, cellular component: TIM23 mitochondrial import inner membrane translocase complex.